Molecule: messenger RNA, 2876 nt
Organism: Melitaea cinxia (Glanville fritillary)
Lineage: Eukaryota; Metazoa; Arthropoda; Insecta; Lepidoptera; Nymphalidae
Gene: Ir8a
Product: glutamate receptor ionotropic, kainate 5
Exons: 18
Coding region: 13-2694 (893 amino acids)
Biological process (GO): synaptic transmission, glutamatergic; modulation of chemical synaptic transmission; monoatomic ion transport
Cellular component (GO): plasma membrane; postsynaptic membrane
Molecular function (GO): glutamate-gated receptor activity; transmitter-gated monoatomic ion channel activity involved in regulation of postsynaptic membrane potential
Source: RefSeq, a predicted model, not a curated record
GAAUUAUUAGACAUGGAGAUACAAGUUCUGUUCUUAAUUAUUAUCUUCGUAAAUAUAAGCUGUGUGGUUACAGAACUUAGUUUGAGAUUUGUAAUAAUAACGGAAAAUUAUGAAACGGACCUGCCUCAGCAAAUUGGGAGUGCAAUAAAGCAAGCAGAGGAAAAAAAACCAGGCCUGACCAUAACUGAUGAAAUCAUACAGCUAGAUAGAGAAAAUGAAGACGAUAGCUUUAGACGAUUAUGCUCAUCCCUAUCUAAAGGAGUAUCCAUCAUUAUGGAUCUGUCCUGGUCACCUUGGGAGAUGGCUGAAGAGGUGUCAUCUUCAGCUGGUGUACCAAUGGUUCGAUCGUUACUAGGGUCGCAGCAAUUUAUAGGAGCCCUGGAUAGCUACUUAGAAUCGAGGAAUGCUACAGACGCCGCUAUAAUACUGGAGAGCGAGAUUGAUGUUGAUAGAACGCUGUACGAGCUUAUGGGUAGGUCACACGUCCGUGUGUGGGUGCACGCUGGCUUAACAAGAGAUUCUGCGAAAGCACUUAAAAAUAUGAGACCUGAACCGAGCUUCUACAUUAUCAUGGGAACCAGCGCUUUUGUCACCGCGACGUAUAACAGGGCUGUUAAGGAAAAACUUGUCAAGAGAAGUUACCGCUGGAAUUUGGUAAUAACGGAUUACGGCAGUGUUGACACAGAUAUGUUGGUGCUCCCGACUUUUAUCCUGCAGUCCGAUAUUGGGGAAUGCUGCAAAUUACUAGGUCUGAGUGAAAGAUGCAGUUGUGCUAUGAGUAUGCCGAAAAAGCAAUAUAUUCUCAAUAACUUGAUUUAUUACGUAGCGGAAACAUUACUAAGAUUAGACAACGAUAAAUUCGUUAGCAUCAACUGCGAGAGUCCGAAUGGUGAAAUGAACGUAACCAAAGAGAAAUUCAAUCAAAUAUUGGAAGAAGACUCGACUAACAAUGAUACUUUGUUUUUUUGGGAUUCUGAAAGAAAUGGUUUUUUCCUACGGUCUCGUUUCAUCUUAUCCACGUUUAAACCAGAACAUGGUCUCCAGAGAGUAGCAGUCUGGUCUGCUAGUGAGGAGUACAAGUUAUUACCGCGGGUGAUCUUAGAUCCUUUGAGGAAUUUCUUCAGGAUCGGAACAUCUGCGGCAGUACCGUGGACGUUACCGAAAUAUGACCUGGAGACCGGCGAACAGAUAUUCACUGAUAAUGGCGAGCCUCUGUACGAAGGCUACUGUAUAGACCUAAUUGACAAAAUUGCUGAUGAAAUGGGCUUCGACUACGAGAUAGUAACCCCGAAAUCUGGAACGUUCGGUAAAAGAUUACCAAAUGGCUCUUGGGAUGGAAUCGUUGGAGAUUUGAUGACUGGAGAAACAGAUAUAGCAGUAGCCGCAUUAACGAUGACAGCUGAAAGAGAAGAAGUUAUAGACUUCGUGGCGCCCUACUUCGAACAGACUGGCAUUCUUAUUGUAAUCCGUAAGCCGAUCCGCAAAACAUCUCUUUUCAAAUUUAUGACGGUACUUCGUACGGAGGUGUGGCUCAGCAUCGUGGCGGCGCUUCUGCUGACAGGGUUCAUGAUCUGGUUGCUAGAGAAGUACUCGCCCUACUCCGCGAGGAACAACCCCGAUGCGUACCCUUAUCCGUGCAGAGAGUUUACCUUAAAAGAGAGUUUUUGGUUCGCCUUAACGUCGUUCACCCCUCAAGGCGGAGGUGAAGCGCCUAAAGCGCUUUCAGGGAGAACCUUAGUCGCUGCCUACUGGUUGUUCGUAGUGCUCAUGUUAGCGACGUUUACCGCUAACUUAGCUGCUUUUCUCACAGUUGAAAGGAUGCAGACGCCCGUAUCCUCACUGGAACAAUUGGCGAGGCAGUCUCGUAUCAACUACACCGUAGUCGAGAGUUCGUCGAUACAUCAGUACUUCAUCAACAUGAAGUUCGCGGAAGACACGCUUUACAGGGUCUGGAAGGAGAUCACUCUCAACGCGACGUCAGACCAGGCGCAGUAUCGGGUCUGGGAUUACCCGAUCAGGGAGCAAUACGGCCACAUCCUGUUAGCUAUCAAUGCCUCUGGACCAGUUCCAGACGCGAAGACUGGUUUUGAGCAAGUAAAUGAACACGCGGAAGCAGAUUUCGCUUUCAUACAUGAUUCAGCUGAAAUAAAAUACGAAAUAACACGCAACUGUAACCUAACAGAAGUAGGCGAGGUAUUUGCAGAACAACCCUAUGCUAUUGCUGUACAGCAAGGUUCGAGGCUGCAGGAGGACCUUUCACGGACUCUCCUGGAUCUGCAGAAGGAGCGUUUUUUGGAACAGCUGGCUUCGAAGUACUGGAACGAAUCAGCGCGGCAAGCUUGUCCGGAUGCGGACGAAUCGGAAGGCAUUACUUUAGAGAGUUUGGGAGGAGUUUUUAUAGCAACAUUAUUCGGUUUAGGACUAGCGAUGAUAACGCUGGCCUGGGAAGUUUUCUACUACAAGAGAAAACAAAGGAAUAAAGUACAGAAUGUAGACGCGACCGUUGAGAAAAGAGAAGCGUUUGUCGAACCCAAGAAGAGGACUAAGAAGGUGGCGGAAAGUCUCACUAAAUUGCGAAGAAGGAAUAAGAAGAAUAACAUUGUUAAGAAUGUUACAAUUGGCGAACAUUUCAAGCCGGCCGAUAAAGGCAUAUCAUAUAUUAGCGUUUAUCCUAGAAGCACAUACAGGCCGUAAAUAAGUUUAUUUUUUUUGGCUAAAAGUUUAUCGAUGCUUAUUUUUUCCCUUAAAUAUCAAAGUAUGUAAGUUUAUGCUUGCACCUAAGUUUUUAAUUAGCAUUUAACACAGUAUGUAUGUAUUUAGAGAUAGAUGUAUCAUGUGAAUAUUGUUUAUUAGAAGUAAUAAAUAGAUUUUAAUAA